Messenger RNA from Mercenaria mercenaria, 3285 nucleotides. RefSeq names its product alpha-mannosidase 2x-like. NCBI's taxonomy places the organism in Eukaryota, Metazoa, Mollusca, Bivalvia, Venerida, Veneridae. Gene Ontology annotation, biological process: protein deglycosylation; N-glycan processing; mannose metabolic process. The record is from RefSeq and is a predicted model, not a curated record. Bases 1 to 3285 code for a protein of 1094 amino acids. Gene Ontology annotation, molecular function: alpha-mannosidase activity; carbohydrate binding. The transcript has a single exon. Gene Ontology annotation, cellular component: Golgi membrane.
AUGUCUAUCGGACGAUACAUCUGCAGAAAACGACGAUUUUUGAAAAUAGUUCAGUUUUUCAUACUCUUCUUUUUCUUUCGAGUUAUCCAGAUUUCUUUCUUCACAACAAAUGAGUUUGACGGCAACAGCAUUGUCUUUAUCAAAGAAUUUAAUAAAACGUUUCAGAAAGAGAGUAAACGCUUGAACACAUUUCAGAAUCCUAGUUUAGACAGCACCAAUCACGCGGAUCUCUACACAUACGAUCUGCCAGAUAUAACUAGCUAUGAAUUUGUAAGUGGCAAGCGAUUCAAGGAAUACGUUAUACCCGUUAAGGACGAAAAAGUUGCGUAUGGGCCGAAUUUAGAUCCACUUGAAGUUUUGCUUAUACCGUUUUCUCACGUAGAUCCGGGAUAUGGACUUACGCUGGAGAAUUAUUAUCAAAGAAUGUCAAAACACACACUCAAUAACAUGGUGACAAAAUUGGAACAGUAUUCAGAUUUGACAUUUCAAUGGGCGGAAACAAUAUUUUUAGAACGAUGGUGGAGAGAUAUAUCUGACGAUAUGAAAACACGAGUGCGCGCACUAAUACAAAAUGGCCGCCUUGAAAUUCUCUCUGGCGGAUGGGUAAUGCCUGAUGAGGCUGUAACACAUUAUUCCCCAGUCAUAGAUCAGCUUAUUGAAGGCCAUCAGUGGUUAUGGGAAAACCUUGGCGUAAUGCCAAAAAAUAAUUGGGCGAAUGAUCCAUUUGGCUACUCUAGUACAUAUCCAUACAUUUGGAAAAAGUCGGGUAUGGAAAAUAUGGUAAUUUUACGAAUAAAUCAAGCAAUUAAGGCAACUCUGAUGAAAAAACAGGCGUUAGAAUUUAUUUGGAAACCACUCUGGAGUACAAAUUCAUCUAACGACAUAUUAUGCCAUCUGAUGCCUUACCGCGGAUAUUGGAUAGGAGAUACAUGUGGUCCGUAUAAUCAACAUAUCUGCCGAGAAUAUGCUUUCAUGCACACAAAUCCUAAAGACAAGGUGGUAUUUGUGACUGAGCAAAAUGUGGCAGAGAGAGCACGAAUUUUGUACGAGCAGUAUAGAAUUACAGCAGAGGUGUACAGGAGAGACAACCUAAAUGCUAAAAACGAAUCAGUUUCACAGAAUUUGUAUCUCCCGAUCUUUCUUGGUGAAGACUUUUCAUACGUUCAUGGGAAAGACUAUGAUCUUAUAUAUGACAAUUAUAAAAGACUGUUCAAAUAUAUGAAUGCAAAACGAGAAUGGAAUAUCAACCUAAAAUUUGGGACUAUAGCUGAAUAUUUUGAGAAAAUUAAAGCUAAUCAGGAAAAAAGAACUGCUGAAGAUGGUAGCAGAUUUUCAAAGCUGUCAGGAGAUUUCCUUCCCUACACAGAUUAUCAGAAUGAUUAUUGGACAGGAUAUUACAGUACACGCCCAUUCAUCAAACAUUUGUCACGUGAGCUACAGAAUACUUUGAAAAUGGCAGACAUAUUCCACUCUUACGCCCAUGCACAUGCGCAAACCAGUGGCAGUGCGUACAGCUCAUAUGCGGAAGUGACGGCACUUUUACGUGAUGCGAGACGUGACUUAGGAAUGUUUCUUCAUCACGACGGAAUUACCGGUACAUCUGUCCUUCCGGUUAUUCAAGAUUUUCGCCUGAAAAUCUUUGUCGCUCUCUCUAAAGCAAAACGUGCCAUGAAACUAAUUACUGCUCAACUAUUAACGCUUGGUAACUUACCUGGACUUGACGUUUUCAAAGACACAAUAAAGCGAUCAUCAAUGACAUCAAUACCGGAGUAUGAAAUAAUGAACUUAUCUACUAAUUUUAAAGUAGGUGGAUCGUUUUUAGUUGUGGCCAAUCCUUCGGUUAGAAAACGCAGAGACGUUGUAAGCUUUGCCGCAAAGUCGAAGGACAAAUAUACAUUCAUCUCAUCUGCACACGGAUCCGUGGAAUUCCAAACACAGGCUAUCAAUGAUGACACUCAUCGUUAUUUAUUUUCUGUUGAAUUGCCACCUCUUAGUAUUAAGACAUUUCGUAUCGAAGCAUUCAAAACGAAAAAAGAUAUGAAUGCUACAUAUGAAGAGGAUGUGGUUUUGAAACAACCGGAGAUUAACAUCCAAAAUGAAAUUCACGCUGGCGAUAGAGAUAAAUUAUUUCUUGAAAACACAUAUCUAUAUGUCGAAAUAGACAAUGACUCUGGUUUUCCGAAAAGAAUGAAAAUUAAAGAUGAUGAGGAUUCUGAAAUAGAUGUAUUCACGCAAGUAUUAGCUUACAGCUCAUUGCGAAGUGGUGCAUAUAUAUUUGCCCCCGAUGGUAAUGCUAAACAGUAUUUAUAUAGUAAGCCAGCUAUUGUUGUAAGUAAAGGACCAGUUGUUUCUGAGAUUAAAAGUAUUUACGCAAGCUUUAUGCUGAUUACUAGAGUAUACAAUGUUACUGGGAUAAAAGGCAUGGGUGUACAUAUUACCACUGAAUUCGACAUGACAAAAGAAAGAAAAAGCUUGAACAAAGAACUCGUAUUAAGAUUUCAGACCAGUGUCGAUAACAGAAAUAUAUUUUAUACAGAUCAAAAUAGUUUUCAACUUAUUGGAAGGAAAACACGCGCAAACCGUUUAAUAGAGGAAAAUUAUUAUCCGAUCACGUCGAUGAUGGUGAUUGAAGACAGUAAAAAGCGAUUGACUCUUCAUACAGCACAGCCACAUGGUGCUGCAAGUCUCAGAAACGGGUGGAUGGAAGUGAUGUUAGAUAGAAGAGUUACACGAGAUGACGAUAAAGGCUUAGGGCAAGGUGUUACGGAUAAUGUUUUAACUGUUGCCAAUUUUGUUCUCCAAGUUGACACUAGAACAAGAGAUCACAACGAGCUUCAAGAAUUCAGAUACACAUUUCCAUCUGAAUCAAAUCUCUUAAUGAAUGAAAUAUUAAAUGAACCUACUUAUAGUUUAUUUGUGGAAGAAGGGAAGAGAUUCAGGGAAUUUGACUUAAACGAAGAAGUUCUAGAAUUUUCCACGUUCAAAGACUCUUUACCAUGUGGUGUUUUAGUUGCAGGAAUGCGCAUUCUUGCCAAGUCAGAUCUUACGUAUAAUGGAACUAGUUUAGUUUUACACUACAAACCUACAUUAUCUGGGCUAAAAGAGAACAUAGUAUGUGGCAAUCGAGUCGAUGAUAUAACACUAAGACAUAUGUACCCUGGUAUAAGGAUAAAAAGUGCAAAAGAAACUUCACUGACCCAUUUACACGAAUUUGGAGAAACUGACUUGGAAGAUAAUUUGAGACCGGCAGACAUGGAGUUGAGAUCAUUUAAAUUAAUGUUUUAA